GCCGCGAGCCUGCAAGCUCCGGGGAAGACGACGUUCUGCUGCUCGCGAGAGGGGACCGAGGAGCCGCCGCGCAGGGAGCCCGGGAAGAAGGCACGACGGCGGCCGAACGAGGCCCUCGCCGUGGGAAGCGACUGGAGGGCCAUGGAUAGCGGCGGCGGCUACCCCGUCGAGCCGGCCCAGCUGCAGGUGACGAGCGCAGCCGUGGCGCCUGCCGCCACCGUGCCACCGCCGGUGAUGGUGCCGCCGCCACCCGUGGUGGUGGUGUCGGCGGCCAGCGGGAAGCCGCCGGCUCCCGCGCCACCCAUCGUGAUGGCACCGCCGCCGCCGCCCGUGGUGCCCGUCCACCACCCGGCCAUGGGACCGCACCUGGUGCAGGACCAGGCGCGAUACUCGAACCCGCCGGGACAUCGCUGGAUGUCGCAGACCACGUCGGCCGCCACCGUGUCUGAAGGGCUGGACAUCUGUGCCUACAUACUCACAACAAUCUCGAUACUCAUCAUCAUCGCCACGUUUCCUGUAUCACUCAUUUUUUGUAUCAAGGUAGUUCAAGAAUACGAGCGUGCAGUCAUCUUCCGCCUUGGUCGAUUGCUUCGCGGAGGAGCCAAAGGCCCAGGUAUCUUUUUCAUCAUACCCUGUAUCGACACCUAUUGCAAGGUGGACUUGAGGACAGUAUCAUUCGAUGUUCCUCCACAGGAGAUCCUAUCCAAGGACUCGGUGACAGUAGCGGUGGAUGCCGUGGUGUACUACCGCAUCAGUAACGCCACCAUCGCCGUUUCCAACGUGGAGGACUACGGACAUUCGACCCGACUCCUGGCCGCGACCACGCUCCGGAACGUGCUCGGCACCAAGAACCUGUCGGAGAUCCUUUCCGAGAGGGAGUCCAUUUCUCACGUUAUGCAGGCCAGCUUAGACGAGGCUACCGACCCCUGGGGUGUGAAAGUGGAAAGAGUUGAAAUCAAAGACGUGCGACUGCCAGUGCAACUACAGAGGGCCAUGGCCGCUGAAGCAGAAGCAGCGCGGGAAGCUCGAGCCAAAGUGAUCGCGGCCGAGGGAGAACAGCGCGCGUCGCGGUCCCUGAAGGAAGCCGCCGAGGUGAUUGCGGACACGCCGUCAGCGCUCCAGCUGCGGUACCUGCAGACCUUGGCCUCCAUCGCAGCGGAAAAGAAUUCCACCAUCGUGUUCCCCAUCCCUAUGGAGCUUUUCUCGGGCUUCAUAAACAGCGCGAGCAGUCACGCCGGCGGUGGCGGCGGCGGAGGGGCCGACGUCAAGAAAGACCUUGAGGCUUCCGCGUAGCAGAGGGCCCGCCAGUCCCGUUCCAAUAGCCUGUUCUGGAGCGGGACGGGCCAGAGGCGGCUCUCGCUUAUCCUGCCUCCACCGCUGCGCCUGGGCGUACCCGGCAAAUAAGAGCGCACCGGGGGCCUUGCGCCCGCAACGGGUGCACAAACAUCGUGGUUGAACAACGCCGGUGAAAGAGCCGCGCUCGGAGGUCGGGCGGCACCCUCCUUCGAGGGAGUGUGAACUGCGUUCGGGGCAGGAAGAGAGCAGUCCGGGCUCGUCUACCUUACCUACCGCCCCUACCAUAGGAGAGCGACUCUUUCCCUACCUGCAACAGAGUGUAUGUAGCGUCCUUUGAAGCGCCCCCCGAAAAAAAAUGAACCUUUCUUUUAUGAGAACAAGUGAAGAAAAUGUCGAGGGAUAGAUGACGCACCAGCUAUGACUGAUUUGUAGCGAGCUAGGCGCAGAAAUGCCCGAUGUGCAAGCGCUGCCGGCCUUUCUGCGCGAGCACGUUUUUACGCGGUGUGAUCAUCAUGCUAUCUGUCGUGGUGCCGACAAGCUGUGCUGCUGCACUGAAUGAGUGUGAAAAUCAGCCCAGUGUUUUACAUAGGUUGUGUGAUGCAGGCCUUCGUGUUAGGGUAGCCAUAUGAAUCACAUGCAAAAAGUACACUAUGAGGAGUUGGGCUGGCGGUACACCGUAACUGAGGGCUGUCACCGUGUGACCUAAAUCACGCAUUUUUUUUUUCGUUUAUGUACCUUAUAGAGCACCCUAUAGGUCGGUCUUCGAGUAUGCACACAUGUUGGGAGGCAUCUCAUAUGUGCCACAGCAGCCGUGGCCAUGAGAGACUUCAGGGCGCUUUGAAGGACGGACAGUGCUGAAACAUUUACAUCCGUCUGUUACAAGCACUCACUUAUGGCGCUUGAAACGCACUCGGCAAGCGGGCAUCUUCGUGGGCGCAGGAUGUGUUACCCUACGGAGACGCAGCUUGCAGCGAAAGCGACUUGAUGGCUUUCACACUCUGGAGAAAAUCCAUGCAUGACAACACAGGCCAAAUCCACGAUGAUGCAGAGGCCACAUACAGGACAGCGGGACGCGGAACACAGAGGCAAACAGAGCAGGCACAUGGACCAGAGAGACACACACUCUGCGACCAAUUCUAAGCAGAAAUGGAGUCGCGUCCACUGCGAGGCAGUCUACUUCGGCAAAGAUGCCGAGGUAAAAAAAAAAGAUAGCUGUACGUUCUCUGAGAUGAGCACACAAUUCCAGCAGUAUUUCGUUAUACUACAUUUUACGAAUAUGUUUUACGCUAUGUCCCCUAACGUGCUCGAUUUGGCUAAGAUGGUGGGAAAAAAAAAACUCAAGGCGUACUGCUUUCCAAUGUAUUUUAUUUUUGGACGCAUGCGUUUCUUUCAUUACGUCUUGUUGCACGAUGUGUUACUUGUGAACGUGUUUUUUAAUUUAUUUUCUAUAGCAAGGCGCACUUUCAGGAGGCAUGACGCCAAAAAGGCAUGCUCGAAUGGGUUAUUUAAAUGCAAUGGCAUUUAUAACAUCACCAAGCUUCUCCAUGGGAACGUAUUCAAUGUUAAAUUCUAGUCUGCCUCGAGGCUGAGGCAAACAAUUGCUUAGUAUCAAAAUAAUCAAUUGCAGUUACAUUUGUUUCGUUAACUCAGAGUCGGGUGGCGGCCUGGUUGUAAAACAUGAUCAUGCGCCAUGCCUGCAAGCAUUUGCGCCUGCGAUUACGAGACGCACGUUGUCUUUCUUUUUCUUUCUGUCUUUGAAACGACGUUAGUUUCUCGGAACGAAACGAGGGAAAAAGAUGCUACUACUUCAAACGCAUAAUUAAUCCAUAAACCGGUUGUGAGAAAGUUGCGACAAGAAACAUGUUGCUUUCGCGCAAGUAUCUUUCGCUCCCCGUUCCCUGCAUCUCGUUCUCCCGCCAAGAAACAAGCAGAAAAAAAUGUUUUUGGCGGGAAGGCGUGCGCGCAGCAUGUGCUCUGUAAAGUCCAGCCAUUUAACUUGGUGUGGCGUGGUUCAUUCAUCGCCUCGUUACCCUUUAGUGACGUAUCACUGCCUCUUUGAAACUUUUACCUCCCAUAAAGAAAAAGCACUGUAUCUCUGAUACUUUGCAAGAAAAUGAGGGUGUUCAUUGAGAAUCUCUGGCGGUAGAAAAUUUUCAUUUGUAGUUAUCAGAAAUAUGUAUUCUUGUCAAUACAAUUGACAAAACUUCUAGUCUAACUGCGCUUUCGUAGACUACCUACUGCGCAUGGUUAGUUAUUCCCUUCUUUGGGGCAUAUCUCUAUAUUGGACCAACCUACAGAAACUCGGCAACAUGCUAGCUUUCUUUCUUUCUUCUUUUUGUCUUUUCUCUCGCUCUUACACAUUUGGGGCAGUAUCUUUAUAUUUGUCCCCGUAGGUGCGAAACGUAUUGUAAACAGUAAGAAUAAAAAAACUAUAUUUCAUGUAAAUACAGCAUGGCUUACCUGAAAAAAGCGGGGCACGUUAACUCUUUCUUCUGUUGCAGUGUGGCUACCUGGAAGAUAUUCGCAUUUCAUCGGUCGUUAAUUGCACAGUAGGUGUCCAAGAUAAGGCUUCGUAUAUCGGUAAUUUACAAGUCGAUUGGUUAGAGUGGUGUUUUCUAGGCGCUGGCCUCGCAAGGUUUCUACACGCGAGGCAGUAAAGCUAAGCAGAGCAUUCGCGAGUCAAUUAAUUUAAGAAUAGUACGUUAAAAAACAUUGAAAACAGACAAGUUGGGAGUAGGGAAAGAAAAUCAUCUAUUUAUGUGUCUAAUACGACAUUAUUCUCUGCAGCUCAUGAAAUUAAAUACACAUUUGGCUUGUGCGCGCGCGUGUGACGUUGCGAGCAGUUUGCGAAACUCAAAACUGAAACCGGAAAUGUCUUUUGUUGCUCAAAAUUUUUUUAAAAUGUGCUCCGUGUACUUCAUCACCAACACAAAUGCUACAAAGAAUCAUCGUCAGUUUCUUUCUUUCUCUCUAUUUCAUCAAAGGCGGUGUGACGUGACACCUCGCCGUCCUCUUUAUUUGCCCGAAAAGAGACAAACUAGCUUUUCACGCAUUCGUUGGCAUCGUCCGGUGCCUCAAUGCUUGAGGUUCCUCUCACAUUUGCAGCGUGUAGAACUCGUUGCACAGUUCUACGCUGUACUUGUUUUUUUUUCUUUUUGACCAGGAGGCGCAGCAAUCAGGAUUUGACUCUCGUGCCCGCCACUGACCUUUUAGACCCGCCACCGACGCCCUUCGUUUUUAACUACGAAAAUUUGUCAUUCGAAACCCCUUCGCUUUACGGGCCAACGCGCCCGAAACCUAAUUCGAGGAGAAAAAAAAAACGUCGUAUGCGAUUUCCAGAGACUGAUUUGGGCGCCACGGUUGUUUCCAGAAGAUGGGGCGUUCUAAAGGGUGAAAAAAACAACAACCCGCGAAUGCAUAUUUCCACAGAGUAGGCAUCCUUUCUCCUCGCGGCACAUUACGUUCUGCUGCACUAGAGUCCUUGUAACUCGCACUAUAUCGUCCAUCCAACUUCUUGUUAUCUCUUGUAUCAUAUAGGCUUCGUGAAGAGAGAGACACACCUCCAUAGCGUCGCAGAGUUAAGCAUCAUAGAUAUAACUAAGACAUUCAUAUGAGAUAUAUUAUAUCUACGGUACAUAAAUAUAUAUAUAUAUAUAUAUAAUAUAAAUAACUGAGUGUUCUCUGUCGGAAGAAAAAUAAAACCGGCACAAACUCGUUGGCUCCGUCUAGAGGUAUUGCGAGCGCGUCGCCUAUGUGUAAGUUCUAACAAGCCGGCACUUCUUUUUUUCAAUGUCGGUAUUAUCUUUCGUAAACAGCAAGAGAGCGGGGAAUUUCGAAAACAGUUACAAAUAGAUGAAAAUGUGGGCUUGUGUGUGUUUCUUUGUUUUUUACGGGAUAAAUGGAUUGUUAUUUUUAGUACGCCUAAUUAUGGUUCUGAGUGUACAUACAUCACGCGCUUGAAGUGUACAUAAGGAUUAAAGAGGAUGAGGCGUUCACUCCAUUUAUUGUUUUUUUUUGUGAUGUUAUUUUAUUUUUCCUAGAAACUAAGUUCCCGUGUGCGUGAGAAUACGAUGAAGCCUAUACAGCGAGAGCAGUGGCCUGGAUCUCGUUACUUACCGAUUAUAACUCUCCACAGCCACCCCUACAUUGAGGUUACUUUGCGCAAGUGUACUAUAAAAAAAAAGCCCUGUUGCCGUGUAUUCCAGUUCUACGAGAGGAUGGCUAUCUGUUGUACAUACAUAUAUAUUUCAACCGUUUCCGGUAUACAAAAGAGUUAUGCGAUAUGAAGCAUACUAGACGCAAAAGCUCAAUGUGAUGCGACACUGUUGUGUGAUUGUGCUUGUUAACGUUUUUCGCUCCUGCGCCAUUUGUUACGACUACGUUGCCUUCUGUCGUGCUUUUUUGUUCGUCGCUCGUAGCCUUCACAAGGCUCAUUCACGUCGUUGUUCGAUGGCCUUUUUCCGUGUUCGCAAGUUUAACCUGCAUCGUCGGGGCACAUUCUUCCGAAGCAGGUGCGAAUCCCUUCUUGGGUCGGUACAAUAUCGCUACUGCGAAUGUUACGACGCGAACGAGAAGUAAAAAAAGAAAUCGACUAAAACUCGCUAUUGGCCUGAAGGAUGUUGUUCUUCAAUUGCAGCGGGAAAAAGAAAAUAAUAAGAGAUCACGCACGAACACUGUGUAUUUUGUGACUUGUCUUCUUGAUUUGAGAUCUGCCAAUGUCUGGCACUUCUAUGCACUGUGUCCUCGUAAUCGUUCUAAUCUGCUUGUGCGAAUGAGCGCGUGAGCACGACCACUCUGGGCUGUGCUUAGAGGUCAACUGCAACAAAAAUUUUACUCCGCAUAAAACGCCCACUUUCAAACAGUGGAGCCUCCGUGCGAAAUUUUGCCUCCGAAUUCCGAGCGAGGGCGUCAGGCGACAGCUCUGCCGUUUGUUGGUACUGAAACCGAAACUAUAGUCCUCAGCGGAUGUGACGUAUACAAGAGUGUGACCAAGUACACGUGGCUCUUCGCCACGACCUCAGAAAAAAAUGGGGCAUUGAAACACCUGAGGGACGGCGUGCUUCUGACUGCGCUACAUCUACGACCACUAAGUGCACACGUCGCGUAUCUAGGCUCCGAACAAAACCACAUACAGCCCUUCAGCUUUCCAAAGGUUCUCUCCGUAACAUAUUCUAGUCACUCAUAACAGAUUCUGUCAAGGUGAAGCUUUCUUGCAGUUGGCCUUUUACGACAAGUAUAUUUUGUUCUUUUUUUCUAAACAUUACCCUGCUCUAAAAAUGAAAUUAAAGUAGUAUUACUAAUUGUCUCUGCAUAGCGACGCGUCAUCAGAUUUUUUUCUCUAAAUCUUUCGGGGCUAGUGUUAUAGUGCGUCGUAAAAAACGCGCAUAAUAUGCGAAAAAGAAGUGCACUGACGCAUGUAUCAGUUCUUCAGCGUUACAGUGGUAUAUUGUUCCUUUACGCUAACAUAAAUCAACGUGUUCAAUCUUUCUAAAUCUAUAGCCCCAAGUAUGGCUUGCAGUGUCGCUAACCGCGCCUCUCAUACAUGCACACCCCAUUAGUCUGCAGCGAUCCUUGACAUUGAAUGAGCAACUCACGCGCUGUUCAAUUAUAAGAUGUGAAAAACUACCAAACGGGGAUUCUAAAAGAAGCUUGGCAACUCAUUGUACACUAACGCAAAAGCGAGGGACCCACGGAUUUGCCUAUUUUCGAUCCAUCUUUGACAAGAAGGAUCCACAUACGACGUAUAUUGUAGACGUCAUGGCGUUCUUUUACCCCGUUCUCAAGACGCCGAGUGUUACACUUUGAGGGCAGUUAGCACGAAGAGAUUCACAUGUUGGAGCCUUGUAUCGUUUUUGGUUGGUGAAAGCGCUAAUGCGUGAACUGUUGUUUCUUUAAGCUCGCAGCCUUUAUUGUCGCAUGAAUUUGUUUUUCGGAGGCGAACCCUGACCAAAACGUUGGUCCCACGUGUACUCAUUGUACACACGCCAUGUAGACCAGAAGGAUAUAAUCCCGUUACUUUGGUCUAAUAUUCCCUUACAGCUCACACGAGACCUUCUUCGAUUCCUCCAGGCCUGUGUUAUGACGUCUCGGUCGAGCUAGUGCUAUCUCAGUUACCCAUUUUCUUUCGAAAUUGCUUACGCGUCACGUUUUGCUCUCGGACUUAUCUAGUGAAAUAAUUCGUGAAGUCAUUGGUUCCUUACGAAGCUAACCGUGACAGAUAAUACACUUUAAAAAUGCUGUAAAAAGUGUUUGUCUUCGAGAUGGAAAACAAACAAAAAAGGGCCCCGACAACGUCCUGGCUAUAAGUUAAUUGGUUGUCAGUUUCGACCGUGUACUCUCGUCGGCGUAGGGCCAUCAAAGUCAUCACCAGUUCAUUUCUUUUUCUUGGGACCAGAGUUUGUCUUGACGCAUCUUUUUUUAUCAUUUCCAACCCUCCCCGAUCAUUGGAUAUUCGCAACCCUUUAUGUGGCCAACCGGACCUAUCGGAAUCUAUAAGAUGAGAGUAAAUUACCAGUAGGCCCAGGCAUAUGGGCACUCGCAACACUUUAAAACGAUAGACACAAGGGAAAUAGAUUAUUUGGCAAAAAUCAUAUUGUAUUCACUGCUAGUGGUAUUGUGGGUGGGCCCGUAGGGCUGCUCGCUGAUUAGCUGCGCUCGGCGAUAACUCACAAAGGCUAUGCUAGCAGUACACUGACCAUGUACUGACUGCUUAUUCUUCGUAUAGGCAUUGUGCAGGUUCCCUCACGUGCUGCGUUCCCAAGUACAGCAUGCGAGCAGAUCCUACACUGUAAUCUCACGUUCUGAUCUCCGUGUUGAGAGAUUACUCAUGAAAAGUACGCCUUUGCUACAAGGCGGCUUUAGUGCUGUUCAUGGCACUGAAAAUUUCUUACGUGAGGUAAGUGUGCGAAAGUGACAUUGCAAUAUCGACAGCCGUAUCACUCCUUCUCCAAAUGCAUAGAAUGAAGUUUAAGCUUUUCUUCCUGAUGCUAAGCACUUAUACUGAAAUCAACUAGGUGCUUCCCCUGUCGUUUUCGGGCGUUCAUACAAUGAGAUUACUUAUCUCACCACUUGCUGCACGUUACACCCACCUUAGCACUAGCGGAAUUUCAUACGACCUAUACAUAUACUCCUCUCAAAUCGCGCAUAAGCUAGUUACAUUACGUUGUAUUUCACGCCUUCAUGUCGCUUGUUUUCUUGGCAAUGUACAUUGGUGCUCUUCAGUAGAGUCUCGCUAACCCACAUUGAAAAACCAUAAAAAAAAGUGAAUUAUGCCCACUUUUGCGACCAUGUUUACUUUUUAUUGGGCCGUUAUGAACAGUGUACUCAUCGCUCUAUCUAAGUGCGUUUCGUUAGUUUCACUGCCGUUGAGACUGUGAGCUCAAUGGAUCACGAUAUUUUCUUACCAAGACUUUUCUCACACAAGCAGUGACCAAUGAUAUGCAGCCAGUGGGCUCAUUGCAUCUGCAUUGCACGAUCGAAGCCGAGACUGUUUGCUGCUUUGAAUACAAUUUUGAAUGUGCUUCUUCCGUCGAAUUUAUAAAUUUAACGGGCACCCCUGACAGUGCCAAAAAGAGGUAAUGAUGACAUGCUUAGAAAGAGCGGGAAGUAGUUAAAAAAGGUGUCGCGAAUAUUCGCUGUUGGUAAUGACUUUCUUAAACAUUCGACAAAUUAGGAGGUAUUUUUUGUAUAGAAGUGCCAAAAAAACUCAAAUGAUACAAUCGAAACCUUGUAGCGUAAGUUACCGUGUUCAGCCGUAAUUCAUGGAGUAUGAGCAACAGGGAGAAAAAAAGUCAUAUCUGAUGUUACACUGUCUACUGUUCUUUCGUUCCUUGUGAUGUUUGCUGUGCAAUCGAAAAAAAAACGAAUUGUUCAAAAUGAUGUCACCAUUAUUACACACACAACUAGGUUUCAUGUCAUCGAAAGCAACCUUGAAAUGUCAUUUGAGUGGCGCUGAAUGGAGUGAAAUAAAAAUGGUAACGUCGUGUAUACGCAAA
Molecule: messenger RNA, 9290 nt
Organism: Rhipicephalus microplus (southern cattle tick)
Lineage: Eukaryota; Metazoa; Arthropoda; Arachnida; Ixodida; Ixodidae
Product: stomatin-4
Cellular component (GO): plasma membrane
Source: RefSeq, a predicted model, not a curated record